CAAUAACCUAGUUCUUUCUCCUUUUUAUCAGAUACAUCUAUGUAGCAAGAUGCCGCAGUCCUCGCCAUUCAAAAUCGACAUUCCCGCUGCGAACAUACUUUCCUAUCUUUUCCCGUCUCACAAGCAAACCUCGGAUAAACCUAUCUGGAUUGACGCAGAUGACACAUCGAAUUCACUUUCCCCCAGACAGCUCUUGUCAUGGGUCAAGAGGCUGGGUGCUGGAUUAUCUUCUCUCGGGCUGAGGCGGCAAGAUGUGGUGAUGGUGUUGUCCCACAACCACAUAUUCGUACCUGUCGGGUAUUUGGGCAUCGCAGGAUCCGGCCUCAUUUUCAGUGGCUGUAAUCCAGCAUACGGAGUCGCAGAGAUCGUGUAUCAAAUACAGAAUACAGAAUGUAAGGCUAUUCUUGUAGAGCCGUCAUUGCUACCCACACUUCUGAAAGCAGCUGCGGAGUCAGGAUUCAAAAAGGAUCGUAUUUUCCUGUUCUCAGAUAAAGAGACCGGAUCAAUUGAUAGCACUCGCGAUUGGAGAUCUAUACUUUGCUCCGAAGAAGAAUCUCGGUCGUGGACAUGGCCCAAUAUGGAUGGGUCCACCGCUCGCAACACAAUCGCAGCACUCAAUUACUCGUCCGGAACGACAGGUCUUCCAAAAGGAGUCAUGAUCAGCCAUCAAAACGUAAUCGCCAACGUAGAGCAGAGCAUAUACAUGCGAGAUCUAGAACAACCAUACCGACCCGAUGACCGGCCGGAAGAGCAUUGGCUGGGAUUUCUACCCUUGUAUCACGCCUACGGCCAACUUUGGUCUAUUGUCGCAGCGGCCCGCACUUUAAGUCCGUGCUAUUUCAUGCGCUCGUUCAACUUCGUCAAGUUCCUCGAGAAUAUCCAGAGGUAUCGUAUCACGCAUAUACAGACCGCACCGCCGGUGCUAGUCAUGCUAGCGAAGAGGCCGGAGACAAAGGACUUCGAUCUCUCAUCGUUACAGAAUAUUCUGUGCGGUGCCGCACCGCUCUCAAAAGAACUCCAGAACGAGGUGUCUUCAAAGUUCGAUCUCAAAGUUGUGCAGACGUGGGGUAUGACGGAGGUGACGUGCUCGUGUCUGCAUGUUCCUGGUGGUCGAGACGACCGCUCGGGUUCUGUGGGGUACAUAGAUCCUAAUGCGAGUAUUAAGUUGGUUGAUGAGAAUGGAAAUGGGGUGAAGACAGGAGAUAGGGGCGAGAUUCUCGUCAAAGGACCAAAUGUAUGCAUGGGCUAUUGGCGAAACGAAACUGCUACUGCCGAGACAUUUGAUGAGGAGGGUUUUCUGCGAACAGGUGAUAUCGCUAUUAAUGACGAUCAAGGCUGGUAUUGGAUCGUGGAUCGCAAAAAGGAGUUGAUCAAAGUCAAGGGCUUCCAGGUGGCGCCUGCUGAGCUCGAAGCUGUACUGCUGGAACAUGAACAUGUUGCUGAUGCCGCAGUAUGUGCCUUGCAGGUCGAGCAUGAAGAGUUACCACGAGCGUAUAUCUCGCUCAAGGCGGAGCAUAAGAAUGCUUCAACCGAAUGGGAUAUCGAGAAGUGGAUGGCAAGCCGCGUUGCUAAACACAAGCAUCUGACUGGUGGCGUGGUAUUCAUAGAUGAGGUCCCAAAAUCUCCGAGUGGAAAGAUUCAACGACGUGUUCUGCGAGAUUGGGCGAGUAAAGACGCGGAAAGUUGGAAGAACAGGAGAGAAGGAGUUAAACUGUAA
This is a messenger RNA of Aaosphaeria arxii CBS 175.79, 1717 nucleotides long. Its product is annotated as 4-coumarate-CoA ligase. NCBI's taxonomy places the organism in Eukaryota, Fungi, Ascomycota, Dothideomycetes, Pleosporales. The record is from RefSeq and is a predicted model, not a curated record. Bases 50 to 1717 code for a protein of 555 amino acids. Gene Ontology annotation, biological process: secondary metabolic process. The transcript has 2 exons. Gene Ontology annotation, molecular function: CoA-ligase activity.